CGCACCGACGCGAUAUCGUAAUCAAUAGAGCGUUGAAAAUUCACCAAUUGUUCGGUUUAAUUGGUUGUGAAACUGAAAUAUGUGCUGAGUGAUUCUUGGAUACAUAAAUAAGUUUUUAAAAGUUUUUUAAAUAUUUUACAAAAUGUCCAAUGUGCCGUUAGUUCGUCGUGCUAUUGCUGGUGCAGCUGCCGCAAACAUUACAGCAGCGCCCGAGAAUGCACCCUUGGUAGACAACCUCAACCCUUUGGUAGUUAACCCUACUCAAGAAAACCAAUGGACACCUGCUGCCUUGGAAAGAGCUGGGUCAACAUUGAAAGCUCUAAACAGGAUGGCCAAAAGACCUCCAGUCCACAUUCUCUUUGAGGAAAUCAGCUACACGGUCAGUUCGCACAAAGGAGAUAACACCAUUCUUCACAAUGUAUACGGCGAAUUCAGAUCCGGAGAGCUAACUUGCAUAUUGGGUCCUUCCGGAGCGGGCAAGUCCACGUUGCUCAACAUUCUAGCAGGAUACGUGUCAAACGGUGUCAACGGACGCAUUCUGGUGAAUGGUCAAACACGCGAUAUGCGCGUCUUCAAGAAGCUGAGCAGCUACAUCAUGCAGGACGACCUUGUGCAGCCCAGACUCACCGUCGGCGAGUCCAUGGCGAUCGCUGCUGAUUUAAAGCUUGGAAACGAGCUGGGUAAAGCAGAGAAGGAACUCAUUGUAGAAGAGAUUCUCCAAACGCUCGGGCUGCUGGAGCAUAAAAACACGAGAACGGAGCGCCUCUCCGGUGGUCAAUCCAAGCGGCUCUCAGUCGCUCUCGAGCUGGUCAGCAACCCGCCAGUCAUCUUCCUUGACGAACCCACAACUGGUUUGGACGUGGUCUCCGUCCGGCAGCUGGUGGUCUUGCUCCGUCUGCUUUCGCGCCAGGGCCGCACUAUCGUCUGUACUGUCCACCAGCCUUCUGCCUCACUGUUCGCUCUCUUCGACCGCGUCUACGUGCUGGCCAGGGGAAUGUGCUGCUACCAGGGCGCUGCACCACUACUAGUUCCAUAUCUAACAGAAAUAGGUCACGUGUGUCCUACGACACACAACCCUGCUGAUUUCGUAUUAGAGACACUCCUGGGCGACUCGGAGGCACCAGCCAUGCUCUCUGAGCUUUGUCAGAACGGGCAGCUCUGCAGGAAACUGGAUAGGAUGACUACGAGAGGUGGACGGAAGCCGGUUCUACGAUCGGACGAGUCGAUUCAGCGCAUUUUCGUAGAGCACGUGGCUAAGGAGAACCUGCAGAAAUUGGAAUUCCCCACAACAUUCCUCACGCAAUUCAUCAUUCUUUCCAAACGGAUGUUCGUGCAGAAUAAAAGAAACGAGCUGGCUCUCUGGAUUCAACUAGCCCACCACGUUAUCUCUGCUGUGCUUCUGGGCAGCAUAUUCUUCAACGUCGGCAACGAUGGCAGUAUGCCCAUUGUUAACUUCAAGUUCUGUCUCAGCUGCCUGGUCUUUUUCAUGUAUACUUACAUCAUGGUGCCGAUUUUAUUGUUUCCAAUGGAAGUACGAAUCCUACGCCGAGAAUAUUUUAAUCGCUGGUACAGUUUGAAAGCAUAUUACGCUGCUCUUACAUUCUCUUCGUUGCCUGUUAUGGUAAUCUUCGGCUUGGUGUUCCUAACCAUCUGCUACUUAAUGUCUGGUCAGAUGUUGGAACUAAAUAGAUUCUUGCUAUUCUCCAUCUGUGGAAUUAUGGUGGCUAUCUGCUCUGAAGGUUUGGGACUUGCAGUGGGAUCUGCUUUUAGUUCUACCAACGGUGCGAUAGUGGGCCCCGCGAUAGCAUCGCCUCUACUGGCCCUAUGUUGCUAUGGAAUGGGUUUCGGGAAGUACAUCGAAGCCAGCAUGCGAGCUCUCAUGUCCAUAUCCUAUCUGCGUUAUGGAGUCUCUGGAUUCAGCAUUGCUCUUUACGGCAACCGGCGAGUAAUGGACUGUCCCAUCACAUUUUGCCUAUACGCAGACCCACGCAUGUUACUCCGCGACUUAGGCAUGGAACACGAUACUUACUUUAUGCAGAUUGUGUGCUUACUUGUCUUCACGGCUAUCCAUAGAAUCAUAGCGUAUUGCGCCUUAAGGUAUCGUUUAACUGCAGAGUUUUCAAAUAAGUUCAUGAUUUAUGUUAGCAAGUUCUUGAAGCAUAGAUAGUGAAAUUAAUUUCGUAGAUUUCUUGGAUAUUAACAAUAAUUAUCGGAUUGUGGGUUCAGUAAGAAAAGUUGCAAAGAUUGCCUUUUAAUAAAUAAGUAUUAACAAUUAAAAUUUUCCUUAAUUACUUAAUAUAUUAUUUAACUGUAUGUGCAUUCUCAAGUACACGUAAAGCUUAAGGCGGUUUUGAAUUACACGCUUUAGUAGCGCUGUAGUGGGGCCACUACACUACUUUUCAUACAAUGUUUAGAGGCUCAGUUGCAGCGUCACUGAUGUGCGUGCGCCACGCCUGCACUCAGAAUGAGUGAAUUAAAAAUUACUGAAGUGCUACCAGACGCGCGGUUGCCGUGCCACUGCACCGCUUCUAUAAGCGUGAAAUUUGAAAGCGUCCUAACUGUUCCUCUCUUCAGAAAUGGAAAAGGUAACUUUUUUUAAGAAAGGUAAAAAUUAUUACUGGAGAUUAAAAGAAACAAAUUAGUAUUCAAGCCGCAUUAGCCUAAGUUAGUUUAUUUAUAUUCUUGCCAAUUUUUUGUUUAUGGGUUUAUACAGGUGUAGAGUAGUUAAGUUUGGUAUGUAAGUACAUUAAUUUUCAUAUAAAUUUAUUCAUGAAAUUUUGUCACGUCGGCUGAAUGUAAU
Molecule: messenger RNA, 2800 nt
Organism: Hyposmocoma kahamanoa
Lineage: Eukaryota; Metazoa; Arthropoda; Insecta; Lepidoptera; Cosmopterigidae
Product: ATP-binding cassette sub-family G member 1-like
Exons: 11
Coding region: 143-2167 (674 amino acids)
Cellular component (GO): plasma membrane
Molecular function (GO): ATP hydrolysis activity; ATP binding; ABC-type transporter activity
Source: RefSeq, a predicted model, not a curated record